Electrophorus electricus (electric eel) is the source of this 1829-nucleotide messenger RNA. RefSeq lists its product as uncharacterized. The record is from RefSeq and is a predicted model, not a curated record. NCBI's taxonomy places the organism in Eukaryota, Metazoa, Chordata, Actinopteri, Gymnotiformes, Gymnotidae.
UAUUUCCUCCACUUAACUACAGGAAGUGGCAGAAUAAGCAACGUGAGCUGUAUGUGAGCACGUCUCCUUUUGACCGCUGGCCCUAGCGCACCUCUCCGAAGACGCAGCGUGACAUCGUAUGCAAAAGAGGACCGUCAUGGCCGCUGGCAUCAAUGUCCUCGUCCUCUUUUGUGUUCUGUUUCUAAAUACCGUGCUUUCAACAACAGUGGCACCUACAAAUACUAAAGCACAGGGUAUCAUAUCUUCAACAAUAGUGACACCAGCAAGUGUUAGCAAAAAUGUGGUUCAUCAUCUGAAUCAGCCAUUUCAAACUGCUGUCUGUUUAGGUAUCAUAUCUUCAACAAUAGUGACACCAGCAAGUGUUAGCAAAAAUGAUACCGUGCUUUCAACAACAGUGGCACCUACAAAUACUAAAGCACAGGACUUCACAUCUGCAGUGAGCACACAAUCUACUUCCACGAUUCUUCACAGUCCCACAACAAAUCUGUUAUCCUCAGUGCAGCCUAAUGAAAAGGAAGUGGGAAACAGUUUGACACAAGUGAAUAACACAAGCAACUUGACACAAGCAAAUAACACAUAUCCUGAGAAUAGAAAUGACAUAGAAACAACCAGAAAUCCCCCAACCAGUAGUGAGGCUGACGAUAAGGAAAGUAAACCCAAAGGAAAGGAACCCAACCAUGACCCAAAGAAGGACAACAGCUCAGGAAAAGGACAGCACUCUGAUUAUAACUACCUUUGGCUGUUGUUGAUUUUGGUGGUGAUUGUGGCUGUAAUAAUAUACUGCAAGUUUAAAGGGGUGAAAAUACAUCAUCAUCCAGAAAUGACAGACAAUGGAACUGAGAAUGCGUCGUUCCAAAGAACAGAGAGUAACAAAGAUGGAGUCAUGCUCCUGGGAGUGAAGACAUCAGGUGCUGAGGAGAAUGCUAAAUGAGAGGGAGGAUGAACCGAGAGUCUGAAAAGAAGCGCUGAAACAGGAACAGUGGAAGAUGAAGAUCACAAGCUUCAGUGUCGUCUUUCUGGAAAGACAUGAAGCAGUAGUGACUUGGCACUUGCAAUUAUUAUGAGCAAAAAUGCUGGAGAAGAUUCCUGUAUCGUUAUAAAAGCCCUGACUAAAAUUUUGUUUUUCUCAUUCUUGGCCCUUCUACCUGUCUAUAUUUUGUAUGCUCAACUCAACACUAUAAAAAUAAUUCAGUCUUUUGCUGGAAAUAUAUUUUGUAUUAUAGUUUGAUACAUGAGAAUGUACAGAGAUUUUUUGAUAUUCUCCUCUGAACAUUGAACUGUUCGUUAAAUGUUUGCCCUUUUUUGGAAAGUGUUAAGAUUGUCUGAUACACAGCAACGAUGUAUUUUCAUUACUUCAUGGAAAGCAGAGAUAGUCUGUAGCUUUUGUAGAUUUCAGACUGUCAGAAAAAUCUGCAUGGUUGUAGAUUUAACAUAAAGCAUAGCUAGACAUAUUUUACAGCCAUAGAUAUGCAUUAGAGAUAGAGUUAGUGACUUUUUGAUCAUAACAAAUAUAACAAAUAACUGAUCGCUAGCUAUGUGUUUGCUUUAACUUAAAAACUUUAUUACAAUUCAUCAGGAUAUCAAUAUUGACAUAAAUCAUAAACAGAUCUAGAGAAGAUCUAAAUAAAUCUGUCCAAAGCAUAACAGAUCAAAUGGGUAACAGUGAAAUGUUAGAGCAGCCUAGGUGAUACAUUUCCAUGACGUGAAAAUGUGAAAAUGCCUUAUUAGCUUAUACACACACACACACACACACACACACACACACACAUAUCGGUAAAAUGUUUGGACAUGUAUGUUUUAAUACUAAUAAAGGCAUUUUAAUCAAUGGA